Xenopus laevis (African clawed frog) is the source of this 1725-nucleotide messenger RNA. It is a transcript of the gene foxd3.S, whose product is annotated as forkhead box D3 S homeolog. Gene Ontology annotation, biological process: cell differentiation; regulation of transcription by RNA polymerase II; regulation of DNA-templated transcription. Gene Ontology annotation, cellular component: nucleus. The record is from RefSeq and is marked provisional. Lineage: Eukaryota; Metazoa; Chordata; Amphibia; Anura; Pipidae. The coding region runs from base 180 to 1295 and encodes 371 amino acids. Gene Ontology annotation, molecular function: RNA polymerase II cis-regulatory region sequence-specific DNA binding; sequence-specific DNA binding; DNA-binding transcription factor activity, RNA polymerase II-specific. The transcript has a single exon.
AUUUGAAAGUGUCUGCGCGUCCCUAGUCAAGCAGCAGAAGCAGCAGCAGCGGGCAACACGGAGGAGGGAGGGGGCAAUGCACAGGAUUUGAAGACAGAGCACUCACUGCAAGUUGUCUACUACUUGCCAUACUGAGCCUCUUUCUAUUCUCUGCCCCUCGCUGUGGAGUCUAAGCAGGGAUGACCCUGUCAAGCAGCGGCAGUGCCAGCGACAUGUCCGGCCAGACCGUACUGAGCGCAGACGACGCGGACAUUGAUGUGGUGGGCGAGGGGGACGAGGCGCUGGACAAGGACAGUGAGUGCGAGAGCCCAGUCGGCCAUCACGACGAAGUGGACGCGCUCGGGGGCAAGGAGAUACCCAGGAGUCCCUCGGGCAGUAGCACUGAUGCAGAGGGUAAGGGUGAGAGCCAACAGCAGCAGCAGGAGGGCAUCCAGAACAAGCCCAAGAACAGCGUGGUGAAGCCCCCCUACUCGUACAUCGCUCUCAUCACCAUGUCCAUCCUACAGAGCCCCCAGAAGAAGCUCACCCUGAGCGGGAUCUGCGAGUUCAUCAGCAGCCGCUUCCCCUACUAUCGGGAGAAGUUCCCGGCCUGGCAGAACUCCAUCCGCCACAACCUGUCCCUUAAUGACUGUUUCAUCAAGAUCCCCCGGGAGCCUGGCAACCCAGGCAAGGGCAACUACUGGACCCUCGACCCCCAGUCCGAGGACAUGUUCGACAAUGGCAGUUUCCUCAGGAGGAGGAAGCGGUUUAAGAGACAGCAGCAGGACACGUUGAGGGAGCAGACUGCUCUCAUGAUGCAAAGCUUUGGGGCUUAUAGCCUGGCCAGUCCCUAUGGGCGCCACUAUGGACUCCACCCGGCAGCCUACACUCACCCUGCUGCCCUGCAGUAUCCUUAUAUUCCCCCAGUGGGACCCAUGUUACCCCCGGCGGUGCCACUUCUGCCUUCCUCUGAACUGACCAGGAAAGCCUUCAGCUCACAGCUCAGCCCCAGCCUCCAGCUGCAACUCAGCAGCCUCAGCAGCACCGCCGCCUCCAUCAUCAAGUCUGAGCCCAGCAGCCGACCCUCCUUCAGCAUAGAGAACAUUAUUGGGGUGUCAGCAGCCUCCUCGGUGGCACCCCAGACUUUCCUGCGACCCCCAGUGACAGUGCAGUCAGCCCUUAUGAGCCACCAGCCCCUGGUCCUUAGCAGAAGCACAGCAGCCAUCGGCCCAAUCCUCAGUGUCCCCACAAACCUCAUCUCUGGACAGUUCUUACCUACAGCAGCGACCGCAGUAGCCAAAUGGCCAGCGCAAUAAUCUCUGGGGCAAUCACACUCUAGCAAUUUGCAAACCAGCUUCUUUUCCUAAAAGCCAAGACUCUCAAUUAACUUUUCUUGUUAAACUGUACAAAUCUGGAAUGCAUUCUGUGCAGGUAACACGUCAACUAUUUGUACAUAUUUCUAUUGAAAAAAGAGACUUGAUCGAGUUCACUUUUUAUUUUUUUAAGAAAAUUUAAAAAUAUCUGUAGAUUAAACCUGAGCUUUCAGUUUUUUUGAAGGCUCACUAUCCCUUUAUCACAAAGGAAAUUACAUUUUAAAUAUUACGUUUUCAAAUAAAUAAAAAAAAGUGUAAUUCUAUUAAAAAAAAGUCUGUUUAUAUAUAAAUGAAUAUAUAUAUAUAUAUAUGUAUUAUAAAUGUUAUUCCAUCGUGUUGUACACCGUUUUGUAAAUAAAAUUUUUAAAUGGUC